Molecule: messenger RNA, 2071 nt
Organism: Canariomyces notabilis
Lineage: Eukaryota; Fungi; Ascomycota; Sordariomycetes; Sordariales; Chaetomiaceae
Product: Arylsulphatase
Exons: 3
Coding region: 159-1982 (607 amino acids)
Biological process (GO): phenol-containing compound metabolic process
Molecular function (GO): arylsulfatase activity; glycosaminoglycan binding; N-acetylglucosamine-6-sulfatase activity
Source: RefSeq, a predicted model, not a curated record
UGAAACGCCGGCGGACAAACGCUCAGGCUGACUGCAAUGGAACGAACGACCGUCAUCUUUAGUGCCAAUCACUUAACGUACCUCGGUACCUCCUACCUUAUAAACAGCAACAGGAUUCAGAUGGAAGGCGCCACCAAUAACUCUCUAUCGGAAUCACAAUGCGUUUCUUCGGAGUUGUCCUCGCAGUAGGACUACAAUUGUCCGCGGUAGUUGCUCGCAGUGUCACUGACGGGCAACUACCGCUCGCUUUCGGACAUCCGAGCCAGAGCGGCGUCAGCGGACACGCUGGCACGCGGCCAAAUAUUGUAUUUUUCUUGACCGAUGAUCAGGACUUGCAUCUAAACUCGUUGGACUACCUUCCCCUGAUCCAGGAGCAUCUCAUCGAUAAGGGCACCCUCUAUAAGCGCCACUAUUGUACCACGGCGAUCUGCUGCCCAUCCAGAGUCUCGCUCUUGACCGGAAAACAAGCACACAAUACCAACGUCACCGAUGUGGUCCCGCCCUACGGUGGAUAUCCAAAGUUUGUAAGCCAGGGCUUGAAUCACGCAUAUCUUCCCAUCUGGCUUCAGGAGGCCGGGUACGACACGUAUUACACCGGAAAGCUGUUCAAUGCGCACACCGUCGAGAACUACGAUGCACCGUUUGCUGCUGGUUGGAACGCCUCUGAUUUCUUGCUGGACCCUUACACCUACAUGUAUCUGAACGCGACCUAUCAGCGCAAUCAGGAUCCGCCAGUCAGCUACGAAGGCAGGCAUACGGUUGACGUUCUCGCUGAGAAGGCCAAUGGUUUCCUGGAAGAUGCCGCAAAGGGGGAUCGCCCCUUCUUUCUGGGAAUUGCCCCUGUUGCGCCGCACAGCAACGUCAAAGCUGCGCUCUUCGACGACCCCAUCGACGACCCCGGCGAUGUCGACAAGCGCCUUGCCUUUACGCCUCCAAUUCCCGCCAAACGACACGAGCAUCUGUUUGAGGACGCUAAGGUCCCUAGGACGCCCAAUUUCAACCCGGAUUUUCCGACAGGAGCGAGUUGGGUUAGGUCCCUCAAGCAGCAAAGCCAGGAAGACCUGGAUUUCAACGACCACUUCUACCGCCAGCGGCUGAGGACCCUGCAGUCGGUCGACGAGCUCGUAGCGGGAAUCGUGGAACGCCUCGAAGCGUAUGGCCUCCUCCAGAAUACCUACAUCUUCUACACUACUGACAACGGCUACCAUAUUGGCCAACACCGCCUUCAGCCGGGAAAGGAGUGUGGGUUCGAGGAGGACAUCAACAUCCCCCUGAUCGUGCGCGGUCCCGGUGUUUCUGAGGGCGAAGUUGCCGAGAUCGUGACCACGCACAUCGACCUGGCGCCGACCAUUCUGAAGUUAGCCGGCGCACCGAGCCGCGCUGACUUUGACGGCGAGGCCAUCCCGCUGAGCAGGAGCGAGCUCCAAGAGGCCGCCUCCGCUCGCCAUGAGCAUGUCACGGUCGAGUACUGGGGAUACGCCGCUUCCGAGGGAAAGGUCUUCCGGCGGGAUCCUGAUGACGCCCGCAUCAUCUUCAACAACACGUACAAGGCGCUGCGCAUCAUCAGUGCCGAGUACAACUUGUACUAUGCGGUGUGGUGCAACAACGAGCACGAGCUGUACAAUCUCAAGACCGACCCGUACCAGCUGCACAACCUCCUGCAUCCCGACACCCCUCGACCCUCCCAUCUCCUGGGCGUGCCUUUUGACAAGGUGCUAGCCCGCCUCGACGCGCUGCUCUUCGUACUCAAGUCGUGCAAAGGUAAGACGUGCGUGCGGCCCUGGCAGGCCCUUCACCCCGCCGGCAACGUCCAGAACCUGCGCGAAGCGCUCAACAGCCGCUUCGACCCCUUCUACAAGGAGCAGCGAAGGGUCAGCUUUACCCGCUGCGAACUGGGCUACAUCCUCGAUGCAGAGGGCCCCCAGUUUGAAGCCGAAGGCCUGGUCUAUCGCCAGGGGGUGUGGUGGAGUGAGUGGGUGUAAGAGCCCCUAGUCUGGUGGGUGGAGAGGGGUUGACGGAUGACAUAGGUAGAUACCUAGAUACCUAGAUAGUCAAUCAAUAUCUGGAAUGG